UUCUGUGGGACGGAUGUGUUGCUCCGGUCCCACGCAGUGCCGGGAGCUGUAACUUCGGGGCUCACCUGCGGCCGGGAGCCGGGCCGGAGGCAGUGGGGCGGCGAGCGCGGGGGAAGGGGCGCUCGGUCCCGCUCCCCCAUCCGUCUCUCUCCUCUCGGGUCUGGCACAUUUGAGACCCGGGCAGCAUUUUCAGCAAAGGGAACGUGGCUUUUUCUGACUUUGAACCCACGCCAGCGAGAACAUUUGAAGUUCCCCCGUGUCAACAAGAUCUCCCAGCAAAGACAUGGCUUCAAAUGAACGAGAGAUUGUGGUGUGGGUUUGCCAAGAAGAGAAGAUUGUAUGUGGCCUGACAAAGCGCACAACAUGCGCAGAAGUGAUUCAAGCUCUGCUUGAGGAACAUCAAGCAACUUUCGGAGAGAAAAAAGUCCUCUUUGGAAAACCUAGUGAUUACUGUAUUGUAGAAAAAUGGAGAGGCUCCGAGCGAGUCCUUCCUCCUUUGACAAAGAUUCUGAGACUUUGGAAAGCCUGGGGAGAAGAGCAGCCCAAUUUGCACUUUGUGUUGGUAAAGUCAGAUGCUUUCCUUUCAUUUCCGUUGUGGAAAACAGCGGAAGCUAAGGUAGUACAAAAUAUAGAAAAGCAGUGGGAACUCAGUCCAGCAAAUUACAUGAAGAUGUUGCCAAUUGACAAGCAAAAGAAAAUUGUUAGGAAGACUUUCCGGAAACUUGCCAAACUUAAACAGGACAGCGUUCAGCAAGAUAGAGAUAAUAUGGAGACACUGAUUCAUUUAAUCAUAUCUCAAGAUCAUACCAUUCAUCAACAAGUCCUUAGAAUGAAGGAACUUGAUAUGGAAAUUGAAAAAUGCGAAGCAAAAUUCCACUUAGACCGCGUCGCCAAUGAUGGAGAAAAUUAUGUGCAGGACUCCUAUUUAAUGAUCAAUCCAAGUGAGGUUGAGCAGCAAGGGAGUAGGCCAGAUGAUCAAAAAGAGAUGCAUGAAUAUUUCAGCAAAAGUGAGGGAAUUUUACAGGUUGAAGAGAGACUAAAACAUCACAAACAAUUAAUAGAGAAGCUGUGUGCUGAAAUAGAAAAAGAGGUACAUGGUAUAUGUUCUGAAAAAAAUGCAGAUGUUGUUCAUACAGAAGGAGCUACUAAUACUCAACUGGAAAACUCAGAUUUGGACAAUGUAAAGUAUGAGCUGGAAAAAAGUAUGAAAGAUGGCCUGAGAAUCAAUUCAUACCUGAGCUGCAUUCAGAAAGAACUUACCUACAGAGACUCACUGCUUCAAAAGAAGGAAAAAGAAUAUGAACUUCUUACAGAAGAAUUUAAUUUACUACAUGUUAAAGACAACAUUGAAGUGAGGCUUCCAUCAGAUGAAGAGCCACCUAAGGGCAGUGGCAUCUCCAGUAACAGCAUUGCAGUUCCUGAUUUUGUUCAUAGAGUGACUAAUUUGGACAUAAAUGAUACUGACUCUGACACUGGAAUCAGCUCUACGCACAGUCAGGACUCUGAAAUAACUUCUGGGGACAUGGUACUGUUAUCAACAUAGUUGAAAACAGUCAUGCAUUUAUGAGAAGUCAUUUUUUGGAGGACAGUUACAAGAAUAGGCGAGCCUUGAUGUCUUGAAAGUUCAUCCCUUCAACAUGUUAAAAAUGUAGCACAGCUCUAGCAAAGUAAACAGUGUCUUUGUGCUUAAAAGUGUACUUGUUUUUAGAAGCACAGGCAGUCUCAUGCAUUCACAGAUAAUAGAUGCAAGGCUGUAGCCUUUGCUAAAUCAGGACAGACUGUUUAGUCUUUUUAAUAUUGAUACUCAGUGAACAGGGGCAUUCUGACUUGUUUGGACCAAAAGCCUGUAGAUUUGAUAUCCCUUAAAUCUUUGAGUCCACGUCUACAUCUCUCUUAACCUUUUAGGAAAGUGAAUUAGAGAUUACAUGGAGAGCUUGAUUUUCUGCUCUGUUAUAGUGGCUUUAUUCAGCUGGAGUUUCCUUGGCAUGAAGCUACUAUAAAGGAAUAUAUAAUCAAGCGUAUAGACUCUUAAAAAAUAAUAUUUAUGAUGCUGUAAAACAAAGAAAAAAGCAGAUUCGUUUAUGUAACAUAUAACUAAGUUUUGAGUUAAUAGGAUGAUCGUUUCAGAAACACUUAAGUCCCACUUUAAAAAUGACCAUACUCACAUAGAUUGUUAAUUUCCAUUUUCUUUCAGCAGCGUCCAACUGCUGGUAAAAUCCUUGAAACUCCCACUCUUCUGCUCUUACUCUGCAGUUGCCGUGGUGAUGCUAUGUGGACACAAUUUCUGCCAGCGGGCAUGUCAGAACUGCCUGCCUCCUGCUUCUGUGAGUUGAUAAAUCCCAAACUCACACCUAGCCCCAGGGGCAUUUUCAGGAAGGCAUUCUCCUGCUUAUCUCAACAGUAGAAUCCAGUGGCUUGGGCCUCCGUAGGUCAUGACUAUGAAAUCAAACAUAACACAAGAGACAGGCAGAGACCAGACAUUUCUGACUAUUGGUUCCCAAUAGCCAGGUAGUUACGCUUCUCAGAUAACAGAUAGGUUGUCAAAUUCUGUCUGAUACUGAUUUGGAGCAGGGAUACAGACAUGUAUUUGUUAUCUCCUUGAUAUGAAGACUUUAGGAUACAACUAAAGCUGGUCUACUUUAUAUAUCUAAUUAAGUACUGGACCACAAAAUGAACAAAAAAGAAUAGGAAACGUGAGAUUUUUAUUAACUAUGUGGUUAAGUCAAAUGAUUUCACAUAGGAUGUAGUCAUUAAGCUCAAAUCCUUCUCCAGUGAAUGCCACAAAUUCAAAAUGAGGUGUAUAAGUCUUCUCAGUUACUGAACAAGGUUUCUAACUCUGAGCUAGAGACUGCUGACAGAGAGGACAUUGAAUAAUUUCUGGGUUGCACACUGAGGGUUGCUAUGUUUAUAUUUUGCAGAUCAAUUUGUUUAGUGCUUUUGAAAAUAUAAUGUAAAUCUGAUCAAAUGACUUGAAUGGAGAAAUAGUUACUAACUGAAGUUUAACUCCAACAGAGUUCAGACAUAGCAUGCAAAAAAAAAAAAGGCCUACAAAGUAAAUGAAAGGUCAAUACCUAGGUAGUAUAAAUGUAAGAUAUUUUCAGAUGCACUGCUUUCUUCUCCUGUAUUUUUUUUCUUUUAAAUGUUUGCCAAACAACUGUAUUCUGGAAUGACAGAAGUGUCGGGACUGCUGAUUAGCACAUAUUUCAUUCAGGAAGAGAGAGAGAAAAAGAAACCUUUUCUAAAAAAACUAAUUUUUGUAUUCCUUUCUUUCUUUCUUUCUUUCUUUCUUUUUUUUUUUUUAAGAUUUUUUAAGAUUUUUGAGUCCUAGAUAUUAUAGAGUUUCUAUUCCAGGAAUUAAGGUAGUUACCUUAAUAUAUUUUGUGUUGUGUUUUUAUCAUACAAUGUUAUUUGAAUACUUCAAUAAUAAUACGUCACAUUUAGGCUCAUCAGCUCCUCGUGGAAACUCAUGUAUGCAUCAGAUAUCUGAUCUUUGUAAUAAUUUAUUAACGCAACUCAGAAUCUUUUGAACUCUGUGAUAUCACUCUGACAAGUAGAAAACACAGAGCUUUGAAUUCUGAGAGUAGGCUAAUGUAUUCUCUGAGUUCUUGUGAAUGUAGCUAAUAGUUAUUUCUACUGAGUCUUUUUUUUUUUUAUAAAUACUUAGGGGAUAAAAGUUCAAGCAGAAGAAUAUACAUAACUAUGCAGGCCAGUACAAUACCUGUGUGGGAAGUAAUUUCCACUCACGCUCUAUCAGAUUUAUUUUACUCAUAGGAAUUUGUACUGAUUUUCACAUGUCAUCUUCAUCCACAGUAUGUGCCUGAUUGUAUAUCCCCUGCAACUUGUAAAUCUUGAGUAUUACUGUGUUUUAAGAAGAAAAUAGGAUAAAAUAGGUUGAGAGAGAGAAUAUUUCUUAAUAAAAUAAAUUAACGCAAUUCA
Molecule: messenger RNA, 3936 nt
Organism: Numida meleagris (helmeted guineafowl)
Lineage: Eukaryota; Metazoa; Chordata; Aves; Galliformes; Numididae
Gene: RASSF9
Product: Ras association domain family member 9
Exons: 2
Coding region: 284-1543 (419 amino acids)
Biological process (GO): signal transduction
Source: RefSeq, a predicted model, not a curated record